Messenger RNA from Mustela lutreola (European mink), 2331 nucleotides. It is a transcript of the gene CARHSP1, whose product is annotated as calcium regulated heat stable protein 1. The transcript has 4 exons. Bases 95 to 538 code for a protein of 147 amino acids. Lineage: Eukaryota; Metazoa; Chordata; Mammalia; Carnivora; Mustelidae. Gene Ontology annotation, cellular component: cytoplasm. Gene Ontology annotation, biological process: regulation of mRNA stability. The record is from RefSeq and is a predicted model, not a curated record. Gene Ontology annotation, molecular function: mRNA 3'-UTR binding.
CCCCGCCCCGCGGACCACGCCCCCCUCCCCGGCCCCUCUGCUCUCGCAGUCACAGCCGAGCAGCUGGCGAAGCGGAGCGGGUCGCAGGUUAGCCAUGUCAUCUGAGCCUCCGCCGCCGCCACAGCCCCCAACCCACCAGACUUCGGUGGGGCUGCUGGACACCCAGCGGGCCCGAGAUCGGUCACCGUCCCCUCUUCGGGGCAACGUGGUCCCCAGCCCACUGCCCACCCGCCGGACAAGGACCUUCUCAGCGACGGUGAGGGCUUCUCAAGGUCCUGUAUACAAAGGAGUCUGCAAAUGUUUCUGUCGAUCCAAGGGCCAUGGCUUCAUCACCCCGGCCGAUGGCGGCCCCGACAUCUUCUUGCACAUUUCUGAUGUGGAAGGGGAGUACGUCCCCGUGGAAGGCGACGAGGUCACCUAUAAGAUGUGCUCCAUUCCCCCCAAGAACGAGAAGCUGCAGGCCGUGGAGGUGGUCAUCACCCAUCUGGCUCCAGGCACCAAGCACGAGACCUGGUCCGGCCACGUCGUUAGCUCCUAGGAGAGGCCGGAAGCACCCCUUUCUCCUGGGCUUGCGGGAGACUCUCGGGGGAGGAGGAGGCAGGACCAAACUGGAGAUGCUGGUCUGCCGCUUAAGGUGGGGCUUCAAAGGGAGAAGCCCGUCGGUCCCUUUCAAGUAUCUCCUGGAGGAGGGGGCGUGGGGGGCAGGCAUGGGGGUGCUCUCGGCCACCAGCACAGCCUCUGACCAUUGCAACAGUCUCUCACCAUCUGAAAAGCAUUAAAAGCAUGGAAAAAGGGGUGCCCGCUGGUGGCUGAGUGGAGGGUCCGACCCCAGCCCGGGGGUGGGCCAGGCUUCCCCAGCCCCAGCCCGGGGGUGGCCAGGCUUCCCCAGCCCCAGCCCGGGGGUGGCCGGGCUUCCCCAGCCCCAGCCCGGGGGUGGCCGGGCUUCCCCAGCCCCAGCCCGGGGGUGGCCGGGCUUCCCCAGCCCACAGAGUCCUUUGUGCCCCUGGACUGGAGACCCAGUCCCCGGGUCCAGUCCGCACCAGGGCUGACCGGGGCCCUGCACGUUUCCUCGGAUGCACUCUUACCCAUGUGGCCACCUUCCUCAUGCCCAUGGCCCCGGGCCCAGGCCUUUCUCUUGCUCCUUGUGGCUGGUUCUGGGCGGGGGAGAAUCUGGCUCAACGGUGCGAGCAGGGGAGGGCUCUGGUGCCUUGCAAGUGGGAAGUGUCACUACUGAGCAUCUGGGGGAAAGUGCUUUUCCGGGAGCCCUGAGCCUUCCCCCUUGGCUCUGCCGAGCUCCGCUGCAUCCUCUCCUAGGAGCCCGGUCUCCUUCUGCCCUCAAGGUGAAUGAUCAUCAUUUCGAAGGCAUUUCACAUUCCUGGUCCUUUAGGUGGUGGGUGGGCAUGGGAGCAGGGAGGGUCUUUGUUUAAAAUCAGACCUUGUCCAGAUCCAUCCAGAAGAGAGUCAGUAGCUCGCUUCUGGGCCGGCCUGGUCAAGUCAAAAAGUUAGAGGAGAAAUGCACCUUUGGUGUGGGAUUUUCUUGCAAACUGGUGUUAAGACAUGCUUGGGAUUUUCUUCUUUCCUUUUUUAAUACCGAAGGCUCUUAGUUAGAGCCAGUCCUGUGCGCACUCUGCUGCCGACAUUUUGAACCUUUGUAGAUAUUUGCCGUAAACAUAUCCUUGGGAGUUUCUUUGCGGUGGUUUGGUUUGGCUUGGCUCUCGUGAUUUAAAAAUAGAAAUAGCUGGGUAAUAAUGUUUUGAAAUAUGGGCUUAUGUUUAGUCAGGAAACCAUGUGUCAGUGCAGGGAAGUGAACCCUUGAAAGCCUGAGGGGCAGACGGGGGUGUUGUGCACAAGGGAGGCUGGCCGGGGGGGUGCGGGGCCGGGGGGAUGCCAGGAGCAGGAAGGCCCUUGUCGGGUGUCUGUCUGUGGUCCUGUUUGUCUUUCCAUCUGGGAAGAGCUUCCUUUGAAAGGGGUUGGAAGGUAGAAAUAUUUUGCUGACAACUGGUGAGUUUUUAAAAUACACAAAUAAGUGUGUUGACUGUGCGUGUGUGUGUGCGCGUGUGUGCUGGCAGACAGCGCAGUGAAACAGCGCAGUGAAGCGAGCAGUUGGUCUGCUUUUUUCCUGGCCUGUGGGGCCCCCUCAAAGGGCCCCCUGCACCCCCUGCCUCCUGCUGGGUCCGCAGACGCCUUUGCUGGCUGCGGGCCUUGCUUCCGGAGCUCCUUGAGGGAGGACGUCCGAUGCUGGGGACAGAGCUGGGAACAGCAUCCGGGAUUCCAUCCACAUCUUUCCUCCCACCAGCAGCUUCUCUCUCAAUAAAGUUGUGUUUUGUGCAA